AUGGAAAUAGUGGGGUGCCGAGCAGAAGACAGCUCGUGUCCUUUCCGCCCCCCAGCCAUGCUUUUUCAUGGGAUCUCCGGAGGCCACAUUCAAGGCAUCAUGGAGGAGAUGGAACGCAGAUCCAAGACCGAGGCCCGUCUGGCCAAAGGCGCCCAGCUCAACGGUCGCGACGCGGGCAUGCCCCCGCUCAGCCCCGAGAAGCCGGCUCUGUGCGCCGGCUGCGGCGGCAAGAUCUCGGACAGAUACUACCUGCUGGCCGUGGACAAGCAGUGGCACCUGAGGUGCCUGAAGUGCUGCGAAUGUAAGCUGGCCCUCGAGUCCGAGCUCACCUGCUUCGCCAAGGACGGUAGCAUUUACUGCAAGGAGGAUUACUACAGAAGGUUCUCUGUGCAGAGAUGUGCCCGCUGCCACCUUGGCAUCUCCGCCUCCGAGAUGGUCAUGCGCGCCCGAGACUCUGUCUACCACCUGAGCUGCUUCACCUGCUCCACCUGCAACAAGACUCUGACCACGGGCGACCAUUUCGGCAUGAAGGACAGCCUGGUGUACUGCCGCGCCCACUUCGAGACCCUCUUGCAAGGGGAGUAUCCGCCGCAGCUGAGCUACACCGAGCUGGCGGCCAAAAGCGGCGGCUUGGCCCUGCCUUACUUCAAUGGCACCGGCACCGUGCAGAAGGGGCGGCCUCGGAAGCGGAAGAGUCCGGCGCUGGGAGUGGACAUCGUCAAUUACAACUCAGGUUGUAAUGAGAAUGAGGCAGACCACUUGGAUCGGGACCAGCAACCGUAUCCACCCUCGCAGAAGACCAAGCGCAUGCGAACCUCCUUCAAGCACCACCAGCUUCGGACCAUGAAAUCCUACUUUGCCAUCAACCAUAACCCAGAUGCCAAGGACCUCAAGCAGCUUGCCCAGAAAACAGGCCUGACCAAAAGAGUUUUGCAGGUUUGGUUCCAAAACGCUCGGGCCAAAUUCCGAAGGAACCUUUUGCGGCAGGAGAACGGGGGUGUCGAGAAAGCUGACGGCACGUCACUUCCGGCCCCGCCCUCCGCAGACGGCGGCGCGCUCAGUCCACCCGGCACUGCGACCACUUUAACAGACCUGACCAAUCCCACUAUCACUGUAGUGACAGCCGUGACCUCUAACAUGGACAGCCACGAAUCUGGAAGCCCCUCACAAACUACCUUAACGAACCUUUUCUAA
Molecule: messenger RNA, 1194 nt
Organism: Cynocephalus volans (Philippine flying lemur)
Lineage: Eukaryota; Metazoa; Chordata; Mammalia; Dermoptera; Cynocephalidae
Gene: LHX9
Product: LIM homeobox 9
Exons: 5
Coding region: 1-1194 (397 amino acids)
Biological process (GO): neuron differentiation; regulation of transcription by RNA polymerase II
Cellular component (GO): nucleus
Molecular function (GO): RNA polymerase II transcription regulatory region sequence-specific DNA binding; DNA-binding transcription factor activity, RNA polymerase II-specific
Source: RefSeq, a predicted model, not a curated record